AUGGCCAAACCACUUCCCAUUUGUGCCGAUUUGAUCGAUUGCAAUUAUGCUGUUGCAGGGCAUGACGGCACUCUUUCUGAUAUCGACGGGGAAUUGUUCAUUAAACCUUGUACCGAUACCGAGAUCGCAUUUUACAACGACACCAUAGCAAACCACCAAGACUUUUAUGAUUUUAUGCCAGAAUUUCUUGGAACCUUACAGUUGGAUGAGAAUCAGAACAAAGCGAUUGAAGAGAAGGCGGCCGAGUUGAUCGCACAGCAUUCAAUACCUGAAGCUUCUUACCCAGGCAGGACAAAUGGCAAGAGAAUUGUUACCAAUCAAGCCGUGGUUCUCAUGAAUGCAUCGCACGGAUUUGUAAAACCUAAUAUCCUCGAUGUCAAACUCGGUGUACGAUUAUGGGCAGACGACGCGCAUCAAGAGAAGAAGAAAAGAUUCGACAAAGUUACUGAACAAACCACACACAAAGACUUCGGGUUUCGCAUCGCAGGUAUGAGAGUAUGGCAGGGACCGGAUGCCAAGGGCGAUGAUAUAGAUGAGGAUGGUUAUAGAAUAUAUAAUAAAGACUACGGCAGGUUCGAGUUAAACAAUGGCAAUGUUCACGAGGCAUUUAAGAAUUUCAUCUUCACAGAAGCGGCUGGCAUCGACAAAGAGUUAGGGCAGUUAAUAUCGCAGGCUUUUCUUAUGGAUCUGAGAAGAAUACAAGAUGUUUUGGAAAGUCAGGAGAGCAGAAUGUACUCCGCCAGUCUUCUGUUUGUUUUUGAGGGUGAUGGAAAAGCAUUGCGCACGGCAAUGGAAGAAGCCAGCCGAACCCCUCCUCCAACAACAAUUGAACAUGCUUCCUCAUCGUCCGGAGAAACCCAAUCAUCCUUUGAAGAGGAGGAAGAUGAAGACGAAGAUGACAUUGAAGAGGGGUCUUUUCCAAAGAUAUAUGCUCUAAAGGUCAUAGACUUUGCUCAUGCGCAGUGGACUCCUGGUCUGGGACCGGAUGAGAACGCUCUUGUAGGAAAAUAUUUACCGAAGUUUGACUUCGAAGCUAGAGCUGCAGCGCCAGCAGCUGUCUCACAUACGAAUAUUCAUGAGCUCCAAGCAAACUCUGAAUGGCGCUUCGAGGUCGCCAUAGGGUCGAGUAUUGAUGUGAAGGUUCUUUCAGGCACCGCAGAAAUCUUCGGCACAGAACUCGCUCUCAAUCAUACAUAUACAUUUCGCGGCACCAAAUCAUCCAUCUACACCUGGCACGGCUGUCGCCUCGAACCGGUUGUGACGAGGUUGGCGCUGGCCGCGACGAGUAGGUUGCAGGAUGAUGUGAAGUGUAGGGAGACGGGCAUGAUUAUUGAUACUCCGGGAGUUAUUAGUCAGGGGAAGGGAGGCUAUGAGUUGAUUUCUCAUAUUGUUUCGGAGUUUUCAGUCAAUAUUAUCCUGGUGCUGGGCUCAGAGAGAUUACACAGUGAUAUGAUACGGCGAUUCUCAGCACACAAGACUGAUAGCGGAGAAGCCAUUACUCUUGUGAGAUUGGACAAGUCAGGAGGCUGUGUCGAUAGAGAUGAUGCAUUCAUGCAACAAAUGCGGGACGCAGCCAUCAAGGAAUACUUUUUCGGAGAUGCCAAAAGAACCUUGAGUCCGCAUACACAAGUUGUUAAUUACGAUGAGCUUUCCAUUUUCAAAGUUAGAGAAGCACAUUCAAUGCACAGCGCAUUUUUACCGGGAGGAGAAGAAGACGCUGAACCGACACAAUAUGAAAAAGUAGAGCCGGUACCCAUGAUGUUGCAUUGCAUCUUCGCAGUCAUGCACGCAUCGACGAGGGAUUCGCAAGAUACUAUUCGGGAUGCAAGUGUUAUGGGAUUUGUAUAUGUAGCAGAAGUGGAUGAGAAGAAAAAGCGAUUGAAGAUUCUGGCACCGCUGAAUACGAGAGUCACGGAUAGACCAUUGAUUUGGGGUAGUUGGCCUGAAGCCCCAGUGAAUUUGAUGGGAUAA
Messenger RNA from Sclerotinia sclerotiorum 1980 UF-70, 1971 nucleotides. RefSeq lists its product as hypothetical. Gene Ontology annotation, cellular component: nucleus. NCBI's taxonomy places the organism in Eukaryota, Fungi, Ascomycota, Leotiomycetes, Helotiales, Sclerotiniaceae. The transcript is spliced from 8 exons. Gene Ontology annotation, molecular function: polynucleotide 5'-hydroxyl-kinase activity. The coding region runs from base 1 to 1971 and encodes 656 amino acids. The record is from RefSeq and is a predicted model, not a curated record. Gene Ontology annotation, biological process: tRNA splicing, via endonucleolytic cleavage and ligation; inositol phosphate biosynthetic process.